Messenger RNA from Umbelopsis ramanniana AG, 539 nucleotides. RefSeq lists its product as uncharacterized. The record is from RefSeq and is a predicted model, not a curated record. NCBI's taxonomy places the organism in Eukaryota, Fungi, Mucoromycota, Umbelopsidomycetes, Umbelopsidales, Umbelopsidaceae. Bases 74 to 409 code for a protein of 111 amino acids. The transcript has a single exon.
GCUCAAAACAACAUAAGCACUAUUAUUCAAAUUACCAUGCUUGCAAAGUCACCUUUUCCUCUCGCUAACCGUGAUGGCCGGUAUGGUCAUGGCUACCUACAAUAAUAACUGUCAUGGAAGCAGCAGAUGUAACAAGUCUAUGGGCCCUACUUGCAUCAAUGCCUCCAACCGGUUCAUCGAUGGAAACACCUACGGCCAAUACACUUCCAAGGUCUAUGGAGACUAUACAGCUAUCUAUAGUUGCACGUCCACCUAUCCAUCGCUUCGCGGCAGUGACAUGAAAAAUUUGUUCUCCAAUAUUUACGGCAACCAGGGCUGCAAAGGAUGUGGCAGCCAUGCUUUCAAUGGCGGCAGCUGCGAAGUAACUUACAACUUCUGUGCUAACUGUAGGGACUCUGGACCAAAUUAAGCUCAUAUGGUGCAAUGUAGCGCGACCACAAUGGUUUCAGAAAGCAUUUUAAAUAAACCCUUUUUGAUGUCUGUAUCCGUAAGCAUAUUUUAUGCUCUGCUUAUACAUCGUACCACAUUAAAUCCAAGAA